Molecule: messenger RNA, 918 nt
Organism: Bacidia gigantensis
Lineage: Eukaryota; Fungi; Ascomycota; Lecanoromycetes; Lecanorales; Ramalinaceae
Exons: 1
Coding region: 1-918 (305 amino acids)
Molecular function (GO): protein binding
Source: RefSeq, a predicted model, not a curated record
AUGAUCUCAUUUUUACAGCACUCCUUUGCACUUCGCGAUAAGCCUCAACAGCCCGUACGAAAUUGUGAGAUCACUCAUUCAACGUGGAGCGGACCUCGAGAAUCGCAACGUCGACGGCAGAACACUUUUGCACACGUUUUUCAAUGUAAUGUGGAACAUGUCAUAAAGUAUUACCAUCGAGAUGUCAGCUACACAACUACCGAUAUUGAAGGUAUGACUAUUAUUCACUAUCUUGCAUGGAGCAGCAAAAGUCAGAUCGAGCUUUUCCAGAUCCUCGAUUGUCCAGGACUAUAUGAAGGGGAUGGAAGUGGGAGAACAAUUGCUCAUCUGGCAGCGGCAAGGGGAAACCAGGAGCUUUUGCAAUACUUUCUGAAAGAAAAAAGAAGCUGUGAGGUAGACACAAGAGAUCGGGGCGGAAGAGGCUUGAUCCACUAUGCAGUGUCAACCCGAAGAAUCCAGACGAUCGAUCUUAUACUUAGUUGCGGCGGGCGGCUUGAUGUUGCUGAUGCAAAAGGAAGAACAGCAAUGCAUGAUGCGGCAGUACGAGAUGAUAUUCUGACUGCACGCCACUUGUACAUGCUAGGUCGUGUGGGCAUGUUGAUGCUUUUGGACUGCAAUAGGAAAUCGCCACUACACUUAGCUGCUGAUCACGGGAGCCGUGCAGUCUAUGACUUCCUUCAUGAAAGGCAGCAAGAAGUAGACUUUGACGGUGAAAUGUCGGAAUCUCUUGCGUUUUCUACAACCUCAAAGACAUACUCGGUCAAACUAUUUGAAUACUACCCACGCUUAUACGGAAAGUAUUCUAGGGUCUUUGGCGGUUUCUUUAGGCGACAAGUCACAAAGUCAGCGACGGCGUUUGUGAUAUGCUACGUAGUUACAUUCUAUUUUGUUCAUAGAACGCAGGUCACACAUGAGUAA